CCUCGUGUUAGCUCUGCCACCUCAUCGAGGUCUGGUAGCCCAGCUCCUCCAAAUGAUAUGCUGGGUACUCCUGUUGCAGAAAAUUGGUGUUAUACACAAGUGAAAGUUGUGAAGUUCUCGUACAUGUGGACGAUAAACAAUUUCAGUUUCUGCCGUGAAGAAAUGGGUGAAGUGUUAAGGAGUUCCACCUUUUCUUCUGGAGCUAACGAUAAAAUGAAAUGGUGUUUAAGGGUAAAUCCUAAAGGUUUAGAUGAGGAAUCAAAGGAUUAUCUUUCAUUAUAUCUAUUACUUGUUUCUUGUCACAAAAGUGAAGUUCGUGCAAAGUUCAAAUUUUCUAUCCUGAACAGCAAACGUGAAGAGACCAAAGCCAUGGAGAGCCAACGUGCGUACAGAUUCGUGCAAGGCAAAGACUGGGGUUUUAAAAAGUUCAUCAGAAGAGAUUUUCUUAUGGAUGAAACCAAUGGCCUGCUGCCAGAUGAUAAGCUAACUCUGUUUUGUGAGGUAAGUGUUGUACAAGACUCGGUGAACAUAUCGGGUCAGUCCAACAUGAUGCAGCUUAAAGUUCCUGAGUGUCGGUUGUCAAAAGAUUUUGAAACAUUAUUGGAUGAAUCACAUUUUACAGACUGCACGUUUUCAGUAGAUGGUAAAGAAUACAAAGCACACAAGGCAAUUGUAGCAGCUCGUUCCCCUGUUUUUCGUGCAAUGUUUGAGCACGAAAUGGAAGAAAGCAAAUUUAACCGAGUUGAAAUAUCUGAUAUACCACAUCAAGUCUUUAAAGAAAUGCUAAACUUUUUGUACACUGGGAAGGCAUCAAAACUUGAUGUUAUGGCAUCUCAAUUGCUAGCAGCAGCAGACAAGUAUGCUUUGGAAAGAUUAAAAGUAAUGUGCGAAGAAUCUCUUUGUUCCAACCUCUCUGUAGAAAACGUAGCAGAAAUUUUAAUUCUUGCCGACCUACACAAUGCGUGCCAACUUAAAGAGAUGGCUAUUGAUUUUAUAAACAACCAUGCACUUGAUGUUAUGGAAACUAGUGGCUUCAACGUCAUGGUUCGUUCACACCCGCAUUUAGUAGCUGAUGCUUUCCGUGCCCUCGCUGCUAUCCAGUCACCACCAUCAGGUCCUCCACGAAAAAGACUUAAAUCUUCCAGUUAACACAAAGUUUAACCAGCUGUAGGUGCCGCUCGAACCAAGUGUUGUUUUCUUGCAAGGAUUGUCUUCAAAGCACAGUUGUCUUGUUGAUUCAGAGGAGAUACAUGUUUGCCACCUGACAAGCUGCUUUACACCAACCGUAACGAAACAUGGUUGUUAUAGCUUAGUUAUAUUUUUGACAUCGAAAUAUUUGUUGGUAUAUGUUUUUCUGCAUCUUCGGUGAAUAACAUUUUUCCUCUUAUGAAGUUUAAUUUCAUGCAACGGCUAUUUCUUGUUAAAAUGAAAUGCAAGCUGCUAACAACAUAACCAAGCUAUCCUAGCAUUUGUGCAGUCUCAAUUGUUGGAUAAAUGGUGUGCGUUUCUGUUUUGGGAGAUAUUUCUUUAUACUGUGAAUUGAUAAGAUUUUUGUUUUUCCUAAUCGUUUUUUUUUUGCUUACUUUGUUCCAUUUCGAAUAGAAAACUGUAUGACUUUUAGGAUUCGGUUUAAAAUUACGAGAAUAUAAUUAUGUUGAAACUUAUUGGUUAUUAGCCCUUACCAUGCUAUAUUUUUGGGGCUAAACUGUUUUAAACAAAGUUUAUUGUGGCGAAAUAUUUUGAUUUCAGGUUCGGCUACUUCUAACACAAUUUUCUAAUAAAGCUAUGUGGGAAUA
Ciona intestinalis (vase tunicate) is the source of this 1796-nucleotide messenger RNA. Its product is annotated as speckle-type POZ protein B. The record is from RefSeq and is a predicted model, not a curated record. Lineage: Eukaryota; Metazoa; Chordata; Ascidiacea; Phlebobranchia; Cionidae. Gene Ontology annotation, molecular function: protein binding.